Brassica oleracea var. oleracea is the source of this 932-nucleotide messenger RNA. Its product is annotated as peptidyl-prolyl cis-trans isomerase FKBP18, chloroplastic. Gene Ontology annotation, molecular function: peptidyl-prolyl cis-trans isomerase activity. The transcript is spliced from 6 exons. Lineage: Eukaryota; Viridiplantae; Streptophyta; Magnoliopsida; Brassicales; Brassicaceae. Gene Ontology annotation, cellular component: chloroplast thylakoid lumen. The record is from RefSeq and is a predicted model, not a curated record. The coding region runs from base 34 to 705 and encodes 223 amino acids.
UCUCUCUCUCUCUCUCUCGCUCGCUCUGUGUCAAUGGCUACCAUUAGUAGCUUACACAUGUGUGCAUCCGAUCAUCACUCCCGUCUUCCUCGAAUCUGUGAGACAGAUCAACCACGAGCCACAAACCAAAUCGUCACCUUUUCGUCUCCUAUUUCCAGAAGAGACGCGAAUCUUGUACUCCUCGGCUCGCUUCCGUUGACGAGCUUCGUCGUUCUACCGCCGAGUUCAUCGGAGGCGAGAGAGAGACGGAGCAGAAAAGUUAUCCCUCUCGAGGAGUAUUCCACUAGCCCUGAAGGGUUGAAGUACUAUGACAUUGAGGAAGGCAAAGGUCCAGUAGCCACAAUAGGAUCUACUGCUCAGGUGCAUUUUGAUUGCCGGUACAGAAGCAUAACUGCAAUCUCCACCAGAGAGUCCAAGCUCUUGGCUGGGAACCGUAGUAUUGCUCAGCCUUAUGAGUUCAAGGUGGGAUCUACGCCAGGGAAGGAAAGGAAACGAGAGUUUGUGGAUAAUCCAAACGGGUUGUUCUCUGCGCAGGCUGCACCAAAGCCUCCUCCAGCAAUGUAUUUCAUAACUGAAGGAAUGAAAGUCGGUGGCAAGAGAACUGUGAUUGUUACUCCUGAAGCUGGUUAUGGUCAGAAAGGAAUGAACGAGAUACCGGUGAGAACCUACAAAUUGUACAUGAGCCUGGAGCUACAUUUGAGUUAAACAUAGAGCUGCUUCAGGUGACUCCCCCUGAAGAGAAAGAGAAGUGAACAAGAUUCUUCUGAUAAGAGAAGCUUGAAGUUUUCACAAGCAUGACCCAACAUUUGUUUUAAGAAGAUACAUUAGAGAAGAGAAACUAGAGAGAGGAAAAAAAAGAAUGUAAAUUUUCGACUCCGGUACACUAAAUAACCGGUAUUGUUUGUUGGAAUAGAAUCUGUUAAAACUUAAAA